AUGGGGAACCACAGUACCCUCACUGAGUUCUUUCUCCUCGGGCUGUCUGCCAACGCUCAUGUCCAGGCUCUGCUCUUUGUGUUAUUCCUGGGGAUUUACCUCCUGACUAUAAUGGGGAACCUGAUGAUGCUGCUGGUGAUCAGGGCUGAUUCCCGCCUCCACACCCCCAUGUACUUCUUCCUGAGCCACCUCUCUUUUGUUGAUCUCUGCUUCUCUUCAGUUACUGUGCCCAAGAUGCUGGAGAACCUCCUGUCCCAGAAGAAAACCAUUUCAGUAGAGGGUUGCCUGGCUCAGGUCUUCUUUGUGUUUGUCACUGCAGGGACUGAAGCCCUUCUUCUCUCUGUGAUGGCCUAUGACCGCUAUGCUGCCAUCUGUCACCCAUUGCUAUAUGGACAGAUCAUGAGUAAACAGCUGUAUAUGCACUUUGUAUGGGGCUCAUGGGGACUGAGUUUUCUGGAUGCACUCAUCAACAUCCUCCUAGCUAUGAACAUGGUCUUCUGUGAGGCCAAAGUCAUCCACCACUAUAGCUGUGAGAUGCCAUCUCUUCUCCCUCUGUCCUGCUCUGAUAUCUCCAAGAACCUCAUUGCCUUGCUCUGCUCCACUAUCCUGCAUGGCCUGGGAACUUUCCUUUUGGUCUUCUUAUCCUACACCCGCAUUAUCUCUACCAUCCUGAACAUCAACUCUACCUCAGGCAGAAGCAAAGCCUUUUCUACCUGCUCUGCCCACCUCACUGCAGUGACACUCUACUAUGGCUCAGGUUUGCUCCGUCAUCUCAUGCCAAACUCAGGCUCCCUCAUGGAGCUGAUCUUCUCUGUACAGUAUACUGUAAUCACUCCCAUGCUGAAUCCCCUCAUAUAUAGCCUAAAAAACAAGGAAGUGAAGGCAGCUUUGAAAAGAACUACAGAAAAAUAUUUGCAACAUAUCAGAGGCUGA
This is a messenger RNA of Tupaia belangeri chinensis (Chinese tree shrew), 933 nucleotides long. RefSeq names its product olfactory receptor 8S1. Gene Ontology annotation, biological process: G protein-coupled receptor signaling pathway. Gene Ontology annotation, molecular function: olfactory receptor activity; G protein-coupled receptor activity. The transcript has a single exon. The record is from RefSeq and is a predicted model, not a curated record. Gene Ontology annotation, cellular component: membrane. NCBI's taxonomy places the organism in Eukaryota, Metazoa, Chordata, Mammalia, Scandentia, Tupaiidae. The coding region runs from base 1 to 933 and encodes 310 amino acids.